GGACGGCGCGAGCGUAGCUUCAUUCUUCAGACUGCAUACUUCACACCAACUUUAGACAGAAGGAGGACCAGCCGGCGUGGCACGUUCAAAACAGAGGGAAACUGAGUCCAGGAAAAUAUGGAUCCAAAACCCUUGUUAUUAAAGCUGGGCUCAAUAAUCCGUGCCAUCCUCACUUUCCUCUUUGCUUUGCUGGUUCUGGGUGUCAUGGUGUGGGCCUAUGUUGCUGGUUUCCAGUUAGUGACAUCCAGCUACGACAUCAUCUCUUUUGGUUUUUAUGGACUCCUCCUCUCACUCCAUGUGCUUGUUCAGAGUCUCUUUGCCUUCGUUGAGCACAGGCGAAUGAGAGCCCGUACAAAGCCCUGCACUUUCACUAAAACCAUCGGUUUCACCAUAUCUGCUUACCAGGAGGACCCCGUCUAUCUCAGAGAGUGUCUCAACUCUGUCAAGGCCCUCAAAUAUCCACCGGAGCUGCUUCGAAUCGUCAUGGUGAUCGAUGGGAACUCUGAGGAUGACCAGUACAUGAUGGAUAUGUUUAAAGAGGUGUUUGCAGAAUACAAUCCUGGACUUUAUGUGUGGAGAAACAAUUAUCAUUCGUGGGAUCCCAGCCAGGUUGAGCAGGAUAUAGAAAUGGCUGCAGUUACAGGAGAGGAUGCUGAUUACAUGAUGGCAGAUGACUUACAACGAUAUGAAGUUGAGCACCUUAUCCAGACAAAGAGGUGUGUGUGCAUCAUGCAGAAAUGGGGAGGAAAGCGCGAGGUGAUGUACACAGCAUUUAAAGCUCUCGGCUCAUCAGUUGAUUAUGUGCAGGUAUGCAUUCCUGUUCACUCUUUCUUUUUUAAUUUCCUAUCUGGUAAAAUCCAGAAGGAGGAGCUUGGGAAUACAUUUCCAGUGACACUGUCCUUUUUUCCCCCUCAGGUGUGUGACUCUGACACAAAGCUGGACCCGUUAGCUACUGUAGAGCUGUGCAAGGUGCUGGAGAGUAACUCCAGGUAUGGUGCAGUGGGGGGCGAUGUGAUGAUCCUCAAUAUGAAAGACUCCUACAUCAGCUUCAUGAGCAGUCUCAGGUACUGGAUGGCUUUCAACAUUGAAAGGGCCUGCCAGUCUUUCUUCAACUGUGUGUCUUGCAUCAGUGGUCCUCUGGGUCUGUAUAGGAAUGACGUUCUGCAGCAGUUUCUGGAGUCGUGGUAUAAUCAGAAGUUUCUGGGAACCCACUGCACGUUUGGUGAUGACAGACAUCUCACAAAUCGAAUGCUAAGCAUGGGCUAUGCAACAAAAUACACAGCUCAGUCAAGAUGCUACACAGAAACGCCUGCUCAGUUUCUGCGCUGGCUCAACCAACAGACUCGCUGGACUAAGUCCUACUUCCGUGAGUGGCUCUACAACGCCAUGUGGUGGCACAAGCAUCACCUCUGGAUGACCUACGAGUCCAUUGUUUCAGGUAUCUUCCCAUUCUUCGUCACGGCGACCAUCAUCCAGCUGUUCUGGACAGGCACGCUGUGGGACAUCCUGUGGAUCCUGUGCUGCAUUCAGCUGAUUGGGCUGGUGAAAGCCACCUAUGCCUGCAUCCUGCGGCAAAACCCAGUGAUGGUGUUUAUGUCACUGUACUCAGCUCUGUACAUGACCAGUUUGCUGCCUGCCAAGUACUUUGCGAUUCUCACAAUGACUAAAAGCAGCUGGGGCACCUCAGGCAGGCGCAAAAUAGUGGGAAACUACAUGCCCCUCCUGCCCCUGUCUGUGUGGGCUGCUAUUUUAUUGAGCGGAUUUGGAUACACCAUCUAUAAAGAGAGUCAGAUGGACUGGUUAACUCUAGCAAAGUUACUAGAGACUAAGUUUCUUAUCUAUGGGUGUGUGGCAUAUGUAUGCUACUGGAUAAUUAUGAUGUUUUUGUACUGGGUAUUGUUCCGUAAGGUCUGCAAAAAACGCUCUCAAGAUUACACAUUAAAUGUGUAGCUAUAAUGAGGAAAGAUAAUUUAUUCAGUUGUCCUUAAUUCAUUUAAUUAUUCUUUGUGUGUAUUUGAAACAUUUUAUACAUAUGAUAGCUUUUUUUUGGAAAGCUACUUAACAGGCGGAGGUGGAUGUUUGCACUUUUAUUUUAAACUGUACUGAGGCUUUCACCUCUAUUGCACUUUUCAGGUUUCUCUUUCAUCAAAAGAUGACAGAGGAGAUUUAUACUGAAUUUAUUUAUAAUAUCUAAAUAUGUUCAAACGUGAUGUUGAAAUGUUUGUUGAAAUGUUGUUAUUUUUUGAAACAUUUUUUAGAACAUGAACAGAAUUGUUUUCUUUUGUGUUUUUGUGUGGAAAAUGAGGCACAAUGACAUAAGCAUCUGUAUUAUUUAAGUGAACCUACCUUUGACCUUUAGCUGCACUGGAUGCUGAGCUGUACUUCUGCUGCAGACUUACUUGAAAAUGUAGAAAACUGAACCAAAAGUGCGACAGUGUUAAACACCAAUGAGAAUACUGGGAUGCUGCACAUUUCUCAUUGAAACCCGGAGUUACAUGAUGCAACAUGGAACAGCGGGAUAAACCUAACUAUUUUGUUAAAUUAUUUUUACAACAGAUGCUGCAUGACUUGUUUUCAAGCGUUUAACUAGACUUUGUGAAUGCACUUUUGCGAAUAUUUGGAGUGUGUCUUGAUGUAUGUAAUGAUGGCUGAACGUUUCCUGCAAAUGUGAAAACAUUUUAAAGAAUUUUGUGAAAUAAAAUAUUUUUGUAUCACAUAUUAUGCAGUCAUUUUUUAAAUAUUUAUUGUUAU
This is a messenger RNA of Oryzias latipes (Japanese medaka), 2751 nucleotides long. The record is from RefSeq and is a predicted model, not a curated record. Lineage: Eukaryota; Metazoa; Chordata; Actinopteri; Beloniformes; Adrianichthyidae.